Molecule: messenger RNA, 1650 nt
Organism: Sporothrix brasiliensis 5110
Lineage: Eukaryota; Fungi; Ascomycota; Sordariomycetes; Ophiostomatales; Ophiostomataceae
Exons: 6
Coding region: 1-1650 (549 amino acids)
Biological process (GO): protein phosphorylation
Cellular component (GO): nucleus
Molecular function (GO): ATP binding; protein kinase activity
Source: RefSeq, a predicted model, not a curated record
AUGUCACCGCGACCGCUGCUUGACCCUUCCCCAUCCCCUUCGCCGCCACCUUCACUCCCACCACCACCCCCUCCUGUUCCUCCCUCUUCCCCUACCUUAUCUAUCGAAGACCAAGUGGCUCGAUUGCGACGGCCAUCAGACGAUGACGAGUGGGUGAAAUGCUUUGUCCAGCCCAAAGACUUCGAGUCUAUCAAAACCAGCUGGGCGAAAAUUCAUCAUCUGCCCCAAUUCCACGUGGUUGGAAAAUUGAAGGACGGAUAUAUGGUUGCGGUUGCUGCCUUCGUCUUGCCGCUUCUCAACGAUCUCGAAAUCCCAUACUCACAUGCAGAUGGAGAGUUUUCAAGCGAUUGGCGGCCGCAUCGGGAUAUGAGUUCUAAUCGGCGGUGGUUUGUUCAAAAUGCCAUCGCCGGUAUUUCUAUGCGUGCUCGAGGGCUUGUCGACUUAUAUCGGGGAAUGUUCAAUUACUGGUCGACGGUACCGAGCGAUCUCAGGCUGCCGAUCGAGUGGGCCAUCCUCCUGCGGGAUAUCGAGAAUGCGCCUCCCGCUGUUCUAGAAACAUUUUACUCCUCCUCCCUUCUUCUCGACAGCCUCCUCCAUGAUGCCACAUACCUACGGCAGACGCUUAUGGACGUUAUUGAGCGGCUACGCCGGGCGAACACAGAAAUGGCCAUGGUGCCACCGUCGUCCGAGGAAAUACCCAUACAUAUACAUCACAUAUCGCUCCUUCGUGGACUCCUCGAACAUGCCGGCGGCCAGCGCGAUGUGCACCAGUAUGAAAUCGACAAACAUACAAUUACGCGGCUGCUAGGGCAGGGAGCAUCUGGCAUCGUCGUGGAGGCCAAGAGAAAGAAGCGCGUUGUUGCGAUCAAAGUCUUUACGAAGGGUGACAAGGCGGCUAGGGUCGAGUUGAAGAUACUGCAAACAUUGCGAGAGAACGAUGGAGAGAAGCAGGGCAAGUGUAUCCGCUUGCUUGACUACUUUCGACAUGACGGUGUUGCCUGCAUUGUCGUGGCUCGCUACCCCAAAAGCCUCUUUCAAUUUCUCAGAGAGAACGGCGGCUUGCCUUUUCCGAUGAGCCACAUCCAGAGUUUUGCUCGCCAGCUUCUGACGGCCACCUCCUUCCUACAAACAUUGACGAUGAUCCACACGGACAUUAAACCGGACAACAUUCUCUUAUGUGACGACGCAUACCAGACAUUCGUGUACAAGCGGCAAUACCAACGGCAUAUACUGCACGGCACCGAGAUCCUCCUCGCUGAUUUCGGCUCAUCAGUUGUCCAGAUAGCAGACACACGUUGUGUUCUUGCCGAACUUUUCAAGGGAACUGUGCUCUUUCAGAGAAGCGAUGACGCGAAAGGAGACUGGGAGCAUCUGGCCAUGAUACAGGACUUUACAGAUUGCCGCAUUGCGGUGCUACGCAAGCCGUCAAAGAGCCCGUUCUCGAGAGGUAUAAAGCGUAUAGAAGAUAUGAUCCCUAAGAAGCAUACCGGUUUUUUCGACCUUCUACGCAGGAUGCUUAUUUACGAGCCUGAGCAGCGAAUCGCCGCCAAAGACGCUUUGGACCACGAAUGGUUAAGGGCCGCUCUUCCUCCUGAUGAUGGCGCGCAUCUGCAAUGCGCCUUGUACCUCCUCGAGUUCCACCGUCAAUGA